GCCCACGAUCGAGCUGGCCACGGCUUAAGCUCGAUUGGCAGGCGGCAGCUAACGGGAGUAGUAGGGGUUUCUUCUCUUCCGCUUUGGGGCAUCCCGAUCCGAUCGAUCUGUUGCGGCGGAGGCAGCGAGUGGCUGGGUAUUGGCCGCCGGAGAUAGAGUGAGAGCUUCGAGAAGAGGGGAAGCCAAGAAGGUUCGGCUCCGAAGGGAGUGACGAGAGGAGAUCGUUCAAUUCAGCGGACGGGAAGAAAUCAGGAGAUCGAGGAAGAUGUGUAUGGACCAAGCCGCCGUGCCGGUGAAGAGGGUCUGGCUCGGCCUCGCCACGCGCCUCGGCCUCCGGCGAAAGACUGGCCUGAGGAAGCUGAGGAAGGAGGUGCGGACGUGCGAGUACCACGACGUGCACGUCAUGUGGGAGAUGCUGAGGACGACGGACGGGCCGGUGCCGCUGGCCGAGAAGGAGGCCGCCGCGGCCGCGGCCGUCGCGGCGGCCGCCAGCGCCAGGAAGAGGAAGAACGCGUGUAGGCGGUUCAUCUACUACUGCUGCGCCUUCUGAGCGACUCGUUGAUCAGCCUGCCUGAGGAAUGAACGGCGUCAAGAACCUUUCUGCUGAUCCUAGCUCCUGAAAGAUCGGGACUCAAAUCUCGAGCUCGAUCGGGUUCAGCUCUCGGCCGGUGUCGUCAGCGUGCUACCAAGGAGCUCAGCUCGUCCGAGACUGCUCCCAGGUGAAGAUCGAGAGAUCGAUCGCCCCAGCGAGAGAGGAUGUGGUACAUAGGAAGAGUUUGGAGUACGUGUAGAGAGAGAAAGAAGAUGAUGGAGAUGUACAAAAAUAACCUGAAAAAAAGGGUUAUGGUUUGGAUCUGUGUCAGUGCAAAUCCUCUUCAAAAAGAAAUCAGUCAUCCCCCAGUGCUUUUUUUUGCUCAAA
Messenger RNA from Setaria italica (foxtail millet), 919 nucleotides. RefSeq lists its product as uncharacterized. The transcript has 2 exons. The coding region runs from base 266 to 550 and encodes 94 amino acids. NCBI's taxonomy places the organism in Eukaryota, Viridiplantae, Streptophyta, Magnoliopsida, Poales, Poaceae. The record is from RefSeq and is a predicted model, not a curated record.